ACUUCAGUUUUGACAAGUGGCUUUAUUUACGUUUAGAAGUGUGUGCUUGGAAGAGUUUGCAAAUAUCCUCUGAAAGUCAGACUCUUCAGGAUGGACUUCCAGAAUCGUCCGGGAGGCAAGACCGGGGGCGGCGGCGUGGCGUCGUGGUCGGAGACGAAUCGCGACCGCCGCGAGCGGCUACGGCAGCUGGCCCUGGAGACAAUUGACCUGGCCAAGGAUCCCUACUUCAUGAAGAACCACCUGGGAUCGUAUGAGUGCAAGCUCUGUCUAACGCUGCACAACAACGAGGGCAGCUACCUGGCGCACACGCAGGGCAAGAAGCAUCAGGCCAAUCUGGCCAGGAGAGCCGCCAAGGAGGCGAAGGAAGCGCCUCAAUCGCUGGCGCCUGAGAAGCCACGCGUGGAGCCGAAGAAGUUCGUGAAGAUCGGCCGUCCCGGCUAUCGCGUGACGAAGCAGCGCUGCCCGGACAGCGGUCAGCAGAGCUUGCUGUUCCAAAUCGACUACCCAGAGAUCUCGGACGGCAUCAUGCCGCGCCACAGAUUCAUGUCGGCCUACGAGCAGAAGAUAGAGCCGCCGGAUCGCAAGUGGCAGUACUUGCUAUUCGCGGCAGAGCCGUACGAGACCAUCGCCUUCAAGGUGCCGAGUCGUGAGGUGGAGAAGACGGAGGGAAAGUUCUGGACAUACUGGAACAAGGACACCAAGCAAUUCUUCUUGCAGUUCGCCUUCAAGUUGGAGCCCAAGAUUAUCCCACCGCCGCCGCCGGGUCUGCGCGCUGGUGGGCCGGGCAUGGGCUCUGUGCCGCCGCCUCCGCGCCCGCCAAUGUUCAAUCCGGUUCCUCCGCCACCGCCAAUGGCUGUCCUGCCCGUCCCGCCGCCGCCCAUGUGAGCUCAAAGCGGGAAGAGGUCAAUAAAAGAAGCAUUUCCGCUGACAAACACAGUGCAGAGUUCUUUAUUGCAGCAUCAAUCGGUCUUGCGCGUCUUAUUUGCCAUAUUUCGGGUACAUCAUCAUCGGGGGGUACAUGUAAUAUGGGUAGUAGCCCUCCAUGCUCUCCAUGCUCAUGGAUCCAUAUCCGUAUCCGAAAGUCGGCUCAGGCUCGGGUUCUAGGAAAACAAAGUUAAUUCACUGCACUUUGGAAUCUUGAAGAGUCAAUAAAUGAUCAAUUACCGGCAUUGAUGAAAUGCGCCACAGUCAAGAAGCACACGACGAAGACAAGGAGUUUGAAGUACAUUAUGAACUGCUCAAGAUUUGGAGAUUCACUGAAAAUUGCUCCAAAUGAUAGAGCAUUUUAUAACCG
This is a messenger RNA of Phlebotomus argentipes, 1294 nucleotides long. RefSeq names its product splicing factor 3A subunit 2 (gene Sf3a2). The record is from RefSeq and is a predicted model, not a curated record. Gene Ontology annotation, cellular component: U2 snRNP; catalytic step 2 spliceosome; nucleus. Lineage: Eukaryota; Metazoa; Arthropoda; Insecta; Diptera; Psychodidae. Gene Ontology annotation, biological process: spliceosomal complex assembly. The coding region runs from base 91 to 885 and encodes 264 amino acids. The transcript is spliced from 2 exons. Gene Ontology annotation, molecular function: zinc ion binding; nucleic acid binding.